AUGUCGAUUUUGCUACUGCUUAGCAUCGAGAAGCUUACUCCCACCCAAGCUAAGAGUCUGGAUGGGAACUAUCACCAGUAUUCUAAUCAACACGAUGCUCACAGAAGCUUGGUCAGACUCACUCGCCGGCGAAUGAACCAGGAGCUCAAUUUAAAGAUGCCAGUAACUGAACCUUGUGACGGACGAAUCUGUGCCACAGUCGCUGGAAAAGUGAUAGGCGCCCGACUAGCUGCAGCAGCCCCCUGCGCGCGGCAGGAUAUAGCCGAUCAACUUAUAACGGACGCCAAGGUGUGGUAUUGCCAACCACAGACGAAUCCUUUGGUCAAAGACGAUAAAUUGCGUGUGCAGUUGAUUGCAUGGGCAAAACUCAUCUGUGAGUCGGAGAAAAAUACUCACCCCGAUUAUUCAAAGAAUCCCCAAACACAAAGAAAUUUCUUGUAUUGUCUAAAGGCUCCGGUCAAUCAUGAAUUGGAUGAUUGUAUUCCUAAACAAUUUGAGGGCAAUGAUCCGAAUGUAUUUUUUGAUCCCAAGGUAGGAAGUGUGGCUCUGGGUUCCAGACCCGAAACAUUUCCGCGCCAGAAACAGCCUGGUGGAUCAACAACACAAACACAGAAUGCAUCCACUGCAGUGACCGCACCUGCAAAUGCGACUUCAUCCACUGCAGUGACCGCACCUGCAAAUGCGACUUCAUCCACUACAGUGACUGCACCUGCUAAUACGACUACGUCCACUACAACGACUGAACCUGCUAAUUCGACUACAUCCACUACAGUGACUGAACCUAUUAAUACAACUACAUCUACGCUACAACUAUUGUCGGAUUCGACGCCUACCACCACGGAUUCAAAUAAAGAUAAUAAUAGUCCCAAGACAGACAAUUCCGAUCAGGGGGGGAAGAAAGGAGCUGUAGACGCCUCAAAGGGAAAGGUUGUUGAUGCUUCCACACUCCCUGAGAAGUGCAAUAAGCCCGAGGUUCGAUAUGACGGUGGUCUCGGGGGCAGAAAGGCUACCGAAAUGAGCUAUGAGCCAGUAGACAAAACAUUUUAUGCCCAUGGGACAGCAUUGAGUAAGUCUGGACCAAAAAGCGAGUUUCUUUAUUGCGUGUGCAUAAAUCGUCCGCUAACGCCCUGGUCACAUUGUACUGGAAAAGAUUUUCAAAUUAUAACCGAUGCAAUGUGUGACAAGAUUCUUGCAUGUCUCAAAGGGGCCAACAAGAAAGAAGACGAGGUGCAAAAAGUAUUCAAAAGCUGUAAAGACGUGUCCAAAGCUAUAGGACCGGUCAAGAAGGAUGGAAAGGCUGCAGAUGACUGGAAUGCAGCGUACGUUUGGCAAAGGCUGAUAUUAGAUGAUUACUCAGUGGAAUCUCCACCAACUUGA
Molecule: messenger RNA, 1377 nt
Organism: Melampsora larici-populina 98AG31
Lineage: Eukaryota; Fungi; Basidiomycota; Pucciniomycetes; Pucciniales; Melampsoraceae
Exons: 7
Coding region: 1-1377 (458 amino acids)
Source: RefSeq, a predicted model, not a curated record